GUCGACCCGAAGCUCGAUCAAGUCUACACAUAUAACGCAACUCUUAGUCGGCAAGCUCAGCCAACCGCUGAUUCCUCUCUGGCGACAUCAGGCAGAUCGUUUCAGGUGUAAGAAGUUCUUACAUGAUGUCGACGCAGCGAAUCCUCGUCAGCUUGAUAUUCUUAGCUCUCGGCACUUGCGCCACGGCUCAACGAGUCUGGAAACCUCAAAUCGAAUACUCUGGAACGACGUUCUUUGAUGGGUGGAGCUUUUUCACAGAUCCUGACCCUUCCAACGGGUUAGUCAGGUAUAGAGACGGGGAUACUGCUUUCGCGAAAGGACUGGCUUUCUGGACCCAAGACGGGACGCCCGGGAUUCAGGCGGAUGGGUGGACCACCCUUAAUCCGGGGGAACUCAGGGAUUCGAUCAGGUUACACUCAAAGGCCCUGUUCAACGGUGGUCUCUUCAUAGCCGACUUCGCUCUUAUGCCAUGGGGUUGUGGGAUUUGGCCGUCUUUUUGGACUCUAGGAUACGGAGCUGUAUGGCCCACUUUGGGGGAGAUUGAUAUUGUCGAGGGUGUACAAGAUCGGACCAACAAUCAAGCGACAAUCCACUCGACACCGGGAUGUUUCACAAAUACCGCACCGGGGAUGUACAGUGGGAUCACCGGAAACGUGGACUGCGAUUCCACCAACGGCAAAACCGGCUGUGGAAUUCUUUCCACUUCGAAUGUGACAUACGGCGAGCCAUUCAAUCUGAACGGAGGAGGAGUGUUCGCCAUGAUUUGGGACGAGCGAGGAAUCAGAAUGUGGGAAUUUGACCGGAGGAAUAUACCUGCAGACAUCUCGAACAACGCGCCUACUCCAGGGUCAUGGGGCAUGCCCAUGGCUGCGUACGACGUCUCGACGUGUGAUAUCAACAAGUACUUUAAGGAUAACCAACUCGUUCUGACCGUCAACCUUUGUGGCGAUUGGGCAGGCGGAACUUACAGCCAGACCGCUCAUUGUCCGGGAACGUGCGCCGAACAGGUCGCUAACCCGGCCAAUCUCAAGAACACCAUCUUCUUGAUUAAUUCGAUCAAGGUCUACCAACUCGCGGGACCCGAUGAGAUCCCACCGCCGGUCGCCAACAUACGCGACGCUUCCAAGAAUGCCCAGGGGAUGGGCGGGGGUAGGGUUAGCAGCAACGAGACGUCGGUGGGACAAGCGAGCGCUGUGGACAAGGGUCGAGGUGGUGGUCGCGGAGGUGCUGGCGGUGGUGGUGGGGGAAGCAAUAACGCGAUGGCCGUAAACACACCUUGCAACGGUUUACUUUUGGCAGGCGUGGUCUGUCUAGUGACGGUUUUCUGCACUUAGAGCUGAUUCUGCGUCAAGUUUCGGCAUUCUUCGAGAAGAUGAAGGGUUCACAGAGCUAGCGAGAGGGAAUAUCCGGGUGUUCUGACUAUACAUACGGCCUGUCGGCAAUGAUACAUUUCGCACCAAGGCGCAAACAUGAUAAUGACAGUACCCUUGAAUGCCUAUUCCCCCUCUUAUUGCAAGGAACCGACCCUUAUCGUUUAUUCCUUAUCGCUUCGUCUUCUUCUUGCUUCUUCCCUUCUUCCCCCUAGAAGAUCCACCUAUUGCGCUCUCGUCGGCGGGCUUG
Molecule: messenger RNA, 1620 nt
Organism: Filobasidium floriforme
Lineage: Eukaryota; Fungi; Basidiomycota; Tremellomycetes; Filobasidiales; Filobasidiaceae
Product: concanavalin A-like lectin/glucanase domain-containing protein
Exons: 16
Coding region: 123-1334 (403 amino acids)
Biological process (GO): glucan catabolic process
Molecular function (GO): hydrolase activity, hydrolyzing O-glycosyl compounds
Source: RefSeq, a predicted model, not a curated record